This is a messenger RNA of Orbicella faveolata, 2012 nucleotides long. RefSeq names its product serine hydrolase RBBP9-like. The record is from RefSeq and is a predicted model, not a curated record. Lineage: Eukaryota; Metazoa; Cnidaria; Anthozoa; Scleractinia; Merulinidae. Gene Ontology annotation, molecular function: hydrolase activity.
CUCGUUAAGGGGGUCGUUACUUUCGGGAAGCAUACAACGUUAUAUUAAAGUUCGUGCAGCUGAGUCUUUUUUUUCCAAAUAAAAGACGGAAAUUCGUGAAAAAACAGCCCUUACAACAUAAGAUGAAAUUCUUCGUUCCAGUUUAAGUUUACCUUUGUUGCUGUCACAUGGGGCUCUUUAUGUGUAGGUCGUGUGGUUGAUCGGCUGGAAAGCUAGUACGAUUCUACUUCAAGACCCUUAAUCUGCUAUCUCAGUGCGCUGGUCGAGUUUUCAAUUUUUAAAGGAAACGUUCGCCUUUAAAUACGCGCGGCUGUUGAAAAUGGCACAGAGUUUUCAAUUCUAAAUUUCCUGUAAGUACGUUCCUGUUUCAUGAAAAUUCUACCGGUUUUGUUUUAAAAAAGCGCAAUAUGAACGCGCAACAUGAACGGAUAAAGCACGAAGUGACAUUUCACAACGUUUCGUGGCAUAAGCGAUACCUUCCCUUUUUCUAGAGUGCCGUUAUUAUAAUUAGCAACUAUAGUACCAUACGCAACUUUCCCUUGACUAUUGGUAAGACAAAGAAAUAUCCUUUUGAAUCUUGUUCUCGCUAUUUUAGUGGGGGUUGGAGUGGGCUUGCCACUUUGGGGGUGAGGGAGGGGGGGAGUUCAACGGCUACUUUCGGAAUUUACCAGCGGGCACAAUAUUUUGACGUUACUUUCGGGUAGUCGUUACUUUAUCCUCUUAGUUAAUCUUUGGGUUUACUAUCUGGGCCCUGGGUACGAGAAACCAGUCCCCUCUCGACAAAAAUGAAAAUGGCGUCUUUUUUUCAGGCUUAGUUCUUAAUAGCGUGCGGCUUAUCCUGUUCAAAUGAGUAAAGUAAAAAUUGUUAUCGUUCCUGGUAAUGGUGGAGGUGAUGUCGAACACAGCAACUGGUAUGGCUGGCUAAGAGACAAACUCAGAGAGAAAGACGUGGACUGUCUGCUGAAGAAUAUGCCUGAUCCAGUGCAGGCACGUGAAGCAAUAUGGAUCCCGUUCAUGGAGCAACACCUUAACUGUGACAGUAAUACAGUCAUUAUUGGACACAGCUCUGGGGCACAAGCUGCCUUGAGGUAUGCAGAAAAUCAUUCUGUUCAUGGUCUGGUUCUGGUAUCUGCCUGUGUUACAGAUCUGGGAGAUGCCAAUGAGAAAGCUAGUGGCUAUUACAACCGUCCCUGGCAAUGGGAACAAGUCAAACAAAACACACAGUGGAUUAUGCAGUUUGGUUCAACAGAUGACCCUUUUAUUCCAUUCAGUGAGCAGGAACAAGUUGCUGAAGGGACAGCUGCUGAGUUUCACCAAUUUGCUGAAAAAGGACACUUUAUGUCAAUGGCUUUUCCUGAACUCGUCAACAAACUGAUGAGCAAGUUACAGCAAAGCUGAAGUUAAUGUUUGUUUACUUGUAACAAUAAAUAUUAUAGUAAUCUUACACAGAAAUGAAUAUUAAUAUUGUGCAAUUAUGUCAGCGUAAUAAUGAUUAUUGUUCCGUUGAACAAAAGCUCAAAGACGCCAACAUGGAGGAAGAACCAUAUUUAAUUUAAUAAUAGAAUGUGAUGUACACUAUACAAAAAAAACCUAUGCUCGUAUUUGGCCUUUCAAGUGUUCAAAACAAACAGGAAAUUAAUGUAAAUAUAAGUUAUAAACCAACUGAAAACUUACUUUUUGACUGCCUCCGUAAUUGAUGUACUUUGAAGCAAACUUUCAGGUAAAAUCCUCAGCAAAUAACUGGUUAGCAAACACGACUGAAAUCUGGUUAGCUUGGUUGUUUUUACAACUGGUAAUUUUAGCUAUAUUACACAACUCUAAAUUUUACGCAUUACGCAAUUGACAAGCAUUGCAAUAUAUAAAUUCAAAUGGAGCAUGCGUAACAUUGAACAUAAACGUGUUAAACUUGACAAAUAAGAUAUGCAGAAUGUUCAGCGAAACAAACAUACAAACACAGAUUACCCAAAUAAACAUACACUGAAUGUAUGUGUAGUCUCCAGAAGCUUUUAAUA